Molecule: messenger RNA, 486 nt
Organism: Aphanomyces astaci
Lineage: Eukaryota; Oomycota; Saprolegniomycetes; Saprolegniales; Verrucalvaceae
Exons: 2
Coding region: 1-486 (161 amino acids)
Source: RefSeq, a predicted model, not a curated record
AUGUUGAAUUGCACGGAAAGUCGCUCACAAAGCGAGCUCAGUUGCUUGGACGACUUGUUCCCAUUGAAUGCGUUGCGGAAGACGCUGACUCGGAGCUCCAACUAUGCGGUGACCACGUUGUCCGUGAAUUCGACUGGGUCACGCUUUCGAGGAAAGAUGACCUUGUCUGCUGUAUCCGUUGCGGAGUUGCUACAGCGACACGAUGUUCCAGUGCUUUGUCAAGAAGGAAAGAAACUCAAUGAGCGCCAAGUUGGGGAGAUCGUCGCCCGUCGUGCCCAUGGGAAGUCGCUUCGCCAAAUUACCAGCCAAGUUGGGUCUACAAAGACACCCAUAGCCACGGUGCUGCGCCACCCUGCCGGUUAUGCCACCCCAAGGCCAGCGGGUCGCAACCCGAAGCUAUCCGACCACACAAAAGCGCCGAUUCUGCGAGAAGCGUCUAAAGGCCUAAGCAGUGCUUCUGAGUUAUUCACCAGCAACUGCAACUAG